Molecule: messenger RNA, 4035 nt
Organism: Beauveria bassiana ARSEF 2860
Lineage: Eukaryota; Fungi; Ascomycota; Sordariomycetes; Hypocreales; Cordycipitaceae
Product: ABC transporter
Exons: 3
Coding region: 1-4035 (1344 amino acids)
Biological process (GO): transmembrane transport
Cellular component (GO): membrane
Molecular function (GO): ATP binding; ATP hydrolysis activity; ABC-type transporter activity
Source: RefSeq, a predicted model, not a curated record
AUGGCAGCCGAAAACAAAGACGAUGCCUCGCGUGAGAAGGAAACCAGUCCUCAAACAGCUCCUGCUGGGGUUGUUGAUGCGACCCUAGAAGACGAAAAGUCUAAAAAGCAAAAGCACCUGGACAUUGGGGGCUUCUUUGUCUACUUUCGAUUGCUCUUUGCGGCUCAACCGACCGUCGUCGACUACGCCUUGAUCGUCGUAGGAACAAUAUGCGCCGCCGGUGCCGGUGUUCCUUUCCCUCUGAUGGGCGUCUUGUUUGGUCAGCUCGUCGACAACUUCAACAGCGCCACAUGUGCCGCGCAAGACGGCCCCGGACAAGACCCCUUUCGCUACGAAUCGGCCAUCAACGACAAGGUCAUCAAGACGGCCUGGAUCGGCGCCAUUGCGCUGGUACUCAUCUACUGCCACCUCACCUGCUGGGGCGUCAUCAGUCAGCGCCUCGCCCGCCGCAUGCGCAACCACUACGUCGCGUCUCUUCUGCGCCAGCCGCCGUCCUUUUUCGACACGCGCGGCUCUGCGGGCGAGGUGUCGAGUCGAUUGCAGAGCGACAUUGCCGCUAUCCAGUCGGGCACGUCGGAAAAGGUUGGGACAAUCAUCAUGACCUUUAGCUUCAUCAUUACCGUUUUCGUCAUUGCCUUUUCCACACAGCCAAGCCUGGCUGGCAUCUUGAUUUCUGUGAUGCCCGCCUUUCUCAUCUCUGGCUACCUCAGCAGCAAGUACAUUGCAAAGUUCAUGGGCCUGCAGAACGAGGGUACCUCCAACGCCUCGUCAAUUGCUUCCGAGGCCUUGUCGCACAUACCCGUCGUUCACGCCUUUGGCGCUGCCGCCCGCCUCGAAAAGAUGUUUACCGACUUCAUGACGGAGGCCCGUGGCAACGCCAUAAAAAAAGCCGCCGUAGCCUCUAUUCAAACUGGCAUGCUAUACUUUAUCGCGUACUCUGCCAACGCACUGGCAUUCUGGCAGGGCAGUAACCGCAUUGCAGCCGCUUUUGCCAACAAUACUGGAGGCUCGUCUAUUGGACAGAUUUAUGCCAUUGUUUACCUUCUCAUUGACGCAUGCGUGAUGCUUGGUGGGUUGGCGCCUCUGGUACCUUUCUUGGGUAGUGCUGUUGCGGCUUACAAGCGUCUGAUGGAGGACAUUGCCACUCCAUCAUCCAUCGAUGGUACUUCAGAGUCUGGAGUUCACCUACCCGUCGAAGCCGACAAGACCAUCGCUUUUCGAAAUGUCACUUUUGAGUAUCCUACGCGCCCCGGCCAGCCAGCUCUUCGAGACGUCAAUCUUGAGUUCCCCGCCGGAAAGCAUACAGCCCUCGUCGGCCUAUCAGGUAGUGGAAAAUCGACAGUCGCGUCCCUCAUAGCGCGCCUACAUGACCCGACUGCCGGAAAGAUUGAAAUGUGCGGUCAGGAUCUUUGCAAACUCAAUGUGAGGUCUCUUCGAAGCACCAUGACAUUUGUUCAGCAGCAACCUUCUCUCUUUGGCUGCUCUAUUCUGGAGAACAUUGCCCUCGGAUUGGUCAACUCCCCUCGCCCCGAACAUCAGGACCUGAAAGAUGUUAUUGGAGGACCCAUUCUUGCCGAGGCGGCUACCAAAGGCCAAGAUGCCAUGUCGUGGGCAUCUUCGCAGGGCCCGGCUGUUGCUCGUAUCGUUGAGCUUGUGCGAGAAGCCGCUGAGAAGGCUGACGCCUCGAUAUUCAUCGAAAAGCUGGCCUCUGGGUACGGAACAUCUGUUGGUCCCUCCGGUACCUUUGUGAGUGGUGGCCAGCGUCAGCGAAUUGCCCUCGCGCAAGCCCUCAUCCGAGAUCCCGAGAUCCUGAUCCUAGAUGAAGCCACUGCCAGCGUUGACUCGUCGAGUGAGCGUAAAAUCCAGGCCGCCAUUGAACGCGAGGCAAGUUCUGGCAAGCGAACAAUCAUCUCCAUCGCACAUCGCCUUUCCACAAUUCGUGGCGCCGAUAACAUUGUCGUCAUGGAAGCUGGCCAGGUUGUCGAGCAGGGCCCAUACGAUCAAUUGAUGGCAAUCGAGGGUGGUAAAUUUGCUCGUCUGGCUCAACUGCAGAAGAUGGGGUCCUCGGGGUCAAACGAUGUUGCUGGCUCUCGAUUCAGUACUUCCGUGGACGAUUUUGACGACAGAGUCAGCAAGACGUCAACCACUAUCGGUGAUGGCGACGAGGCGCCCGCGCCAAAGGCUGAGCAAAAGGAAUCCGGAGCUGAUGAUGACGAGGAUACUUCAGUAAAAGCGCCAUUCAGUAGCGUCAUGCGAGGAAUAAGCUGGCUGAUUCGCCCGUCACUGGGAUGGUUGCUCAUUGCACUUUUGGCGGCUGCUAUCGUCGGUGGCACUUUCUCUGGCUCUGGUCUCAUUUUUGGCUACACUGUCAGUGCUCUCAACCCUUGCCAGAGUACUGUUGAGCGCAUCAAGUCCAAUGGUCGAUUCUUUGGAGGCAUGAUCUUUAUGCUUGGUGGUAUCGAGCUGGUGGCAAACUUUCUCGCCUGGUUGGGAUUCGGAAUUAUUGGGGAGAGAAUCCUCUUUGCACUUCGAAAGCUCUCCUUCCGAUCGCUUCUGGAGCAAAACCUGCAGUGGCAUGUGUCUGAGGGACGAACACCGACACGGCUCUUAUCCAUCAUCACCAAAGAUUGCAUGUCGAUUGGAGGGUUCAGUGGCUCUACAUUCGGCACAGUCUUUGCUGUCUGCGUCAACAUCAUCAUUGCCAUUGUAGUCUCGCACAUCUAUGCCUGGAAAAUUGCUCUCGUGACUCUGGUCACUAUUCCAAUCCUGCUCGGCUGUGGCUUCAUGCAGCUGCGUAUGCUGGCGCGAUUCGAGGAGCGUCACCACGAGGCUUUCUCGACGGCAAAUUCUCUGGCCACUGAAGCUAUCCAGUCGAUCCGCUCGGUUGCGACGCUUUCUUUGGAAAAGACGUACAUGAACUCGUACAAGCGCCUGUUGGAGCCCCCAGCCAAGCAAAUCGUACGAUCGGCAGCAUUGACAAACAUUCUCCUGGCGCUGUCACACUCAAUGUCUGCCUUUGUCAACGGAUUGACGUACUGGUGGGGUUCGCAGCUCAUCAUGAGGGGAGAGUACACGCAGCGAGACCUCCUCAUUGUUCUGGUGGCGAUGCUUACCAGUGCUCAGCUCUGGGGUACAAUGUUCACCCUUGCGCCAGAGUUUUCAAGGGCUCGCUUGGCAAUCUCGCGUGUAAUGUCCAUUGUGAAUAUGGGCUCAAAUUUGGAUCUGUCCGAGUCAAAUGAUUUGGAGUCAUCCGCCGAGGCUAAAGCCCCAAGCCCACUGUCGCAUGAGAAAACGGGCGCGACAGUGACCUUCAAGGAAGUCUCCUUCUCCUAUCCAAGCAAUCCUGAUGUGGCUGUCCUCGAUCAAGUGUCUUUCAUGAUUAAGCCAAAGCAGUUUGUUGGCCUGGUAGGACCUUCAGGAGCUGGCAAGAGUACCAUUAUGAACCUAGUGCAGCGGCUCUAUGCUGCCACUUCUGGCGCAGUUCUGAUCGAUAACAUGGAUAUUUCCACUCUACCAGACUCGUUCCGCGAUGUUAUUGCGCUUGUACCCCAAGAUCCGGCCCUCUUUGAAGGAACUAUCCGCCACAACGUCGCGUUGGGAGCAGUACCGGGUCAUGAUGCAAGCGAUGCAGAGAUUGAAGAAGCUUGUCGCACAGCCAACAUUCACGAAGAAAUCAUGGCCCUUCCAGACGGUUACAACACAGCCUGUGGUCCUUCCGCAUCUCGCCUUUCGGGCGGCCAAAGGCAGCGUGUUGCCAUUGCACGCGCCCUCGUCAGGCGCCCGCGACUCUUGUUGCUGGACGAAAGCACCAGUGCCCUCGAUGCAGCUGGAGAAGCCGCGCUUCAGAAGGGUCUUGAAAGAGCAACGCAGGGAACGACGGUUCUUGCAAUUACGCACCGACUUCACACUGUGCACAAGGCAGAUAUGAUUUUCGUUGUCGAGGGUGGUAAGAUUGUUGAUCGCGGUCGGCAUUCGGAGUUGAUAGAAAGGAAUGAAAGCUACCGGCUCAACGCUAUGCAGCAGAUGUUGCAGUAG